This is a messenger RNA of Solanum pennellii, 658 nucleotides long. RefSeq lists its product as uncharacterized. NCBI's taxonomy places the organism in Eukaryota, Viridiplantae, Streptophyta, Magnoliopsida, Solanales, Solanaceae. Bases 11 to 658 code for a protein of 215 amino acids. The transcript has 2 exons. The record is from RefSeq and is a predicted model, not a curated record.
ACUAAUAAGAAUGGUGUUGCAGACUACUUAUCAAGACAAAGCUACUCAGACUGAGAACAAAAACGAAGAUACAAUUGAAGAGCUACUCAGAGCCAUUACUACACUUUGUACUAAAGUGGACAGUAUGGACAAUGAGAUACAAAAGCUAAAAAGUCAACAACAUGACUAUAAAAGUGCGGAGCUACGUCGAUCGGAAGACGGUAAAAUUCAAGAGAUAAAAGGAGACGAUGGGAAACUCCCUAAAACCCAUAAUGUUUGUUUAAAUACAGCUGCAGGUACAAGCAGAAAAUUUAGUGAAAAACCACGAAAUACAAAUUUAAAUCAGUUAUUUAUAAAACCAUUUACUCAAAAUACACAAAAACAAAUACCCACAGAAUCACAAACUUCUACAUACGCAGUUAGUAUACAAAGUGAUAAAAAGAGAUACAAUUACAUCACACAAUCGUAUAUUGAAAACAUAUAUAAGAUCCAAACAUUUUUAAAUUUAAACCCCAGAUACACACAAACCAAAAACCCAAAUGAAGAUUAUAUAACCCAAAAACUACAAGGAUAUAAUAGAUUGAUUGCACAACCUAAAUCUAGUUCAAACUUAGUUAAAACAUGUUACAGUUAUGGAUUACUAAGUACCGUAUACACAUAUGAUGGAGAAGAAAUGUAA